GGUGGCGCUCAUUUUGGCUGCUCGCGGGUCUGUUUUCGCUGGAGCGCCGGGUCGGGGCUGAGGGGACGACGAGGAGGCGCGGGAGGAGGCGCCGUCCCCGCGGCCCAGGCGGCUCUGAGGCUCGGCGACGCCGCCCGGGGCCCCGCGCCAGGCCCGGGCCAGGGAGCGCCGCGCCCGGCGCCUCGUCUCCCGCCGCUCCCGGCCCCGCUCCGCCCCCGAGGCCGAUGGCGGCGGCCGCGCGGAGGGAGCCGGCUCAGGGCAAUGUGACUUGGGAGGAUGUGGCUGUGUACUUCUCCUGGGAGGAAUGGAGGCUCCUUGAUGAGGCUCAGAGACACCUGUACCAGGAUGUGAUGCUGGAGAACUUGGCACUCAUAUCCUCACUAGGUUGUUUGUGUGACAUAGAGAAUGAGGAUGCACCUUCUGGACAGAGUGUUUCUCUGGAAAGAAUGCCACAAAUCAGGGCUUCGAAGCCAGAUCAGUCAACUCAGAAGGCUCAUCUUUGUGAGAUGUGUGUUCCUGUCAUGAAAGAUAUUUUGUACCUGACUGAGCAUCAAGGAAUAUAUAUUGGACAGAAAUCUUACACAUGUGUGGUAUGUGGGAAACAGUUCUGUUUCCGUGUGGAUCUUCACCAACACCAGAAGGAGCACAGUAGGAAAAAACCCUACAGCAAGGACGUAGACAGGGCCUCCUUUGUGAAGAGCUCUGGAAGCCAUUCGUCAUGGAAUCCUUUCACCUGUCGAGAGGUUGGAAAGGACUUCUUGGUCAACGGGGGCCUUCUCCAGCACCAGGCUACUCCCAAAGCGAUACUGAGUAUACAUAACAGUACUGAGCUUGAGGAGGCUCUUCACAGUGGAAAAAGUCCUUACAAGUGUGGUGAAUGUGGGAAAGCCUUCCGCCGCAAACGUACGCUUAUUCAGCACCAGAGAAUCCACACUGGAGAAGGACUGUAUGAGUGCAGUGAAUGUGGGAAAACCUUCAGUUACAAGCACACAUUUGUUCAGCAUAAGACAGUCCACACUGGAGAAAGGCCUUUUGGGUGUAGUGAAUGUGAGAAGUCCUUCAGGUUCAAAUAUAAACUUGUUCAGCACCAGCGUAUCCACACAGGAGAAAGACCUUAUGAGUGCAGUGAAUGUGGGAAAGCUUUUGGGUGCAAAUCCAAACUUGUUCGGCACCAGAGAAUUCACACUGGAGCAAGGCCUUAUGAGUGUGCUGAAUGUGGUAAAUUCUUUAGACAAAGUUCCAGCCUUGUUCAACAUCAGAGAAUUCACACUGGAGCAAGGCCUUAUGAAUGUGGUGAAUGUGGGAAAUCUUUUAGCCAAAGCUCCAUCCUCAUUCAGCACCGGAGAGUUCACACUGGAGAAAGGCCAUAUGAGUGCAGUGAAUGUGGGAAAUCCUUUAGACAAAGCUCUAGCCUCAUUCAACACAGAAGAGUUCAUACAGGAGCAAGGCCUUAUGAGUGCAGCGAAUGUGGGAAAUCCUUUAGCCAAAGCUUCAGCCUCAUUCUACAUCGGAGAAUUCACACUGGAGAAAGGCCUUAUGAGUGCAGUGAAUGUGGAAAGUCCUUUAGCCAAAACUACAGCCUCAUUCAACACCAUAAACUUCACACUAGGCCCAGACCAUACAGUUGCAGUGAAUGUGGGAAGGCCUUCAACCGCAAAGACACACUUGUCCAGCACCAGAGAAUCCAUACUGGAGAAAAGCCUUAUGAGUGCAGUGAAUGUGGGAAAGCCUUCAGUCGAAAAGCCACACUUGUCCAGCACCAGAGAAUCCACACUGGAGAAAGGCCUUAUGAGUGCAGCGAGUGUGGGAAAGCCUUUAGUCGUAAAGACAACCUCACUCAGCAUAAAAGAAUUCACACUGGAGAAAUGCCUUAUAAGUGUGGCGAAUGUGGAAAAUACUUUAGCCAUCACUCCAACCUAAUCGUACACCAGAGAGUUCACAAUGGAGCAAGGCCUUAUAAGUGCAACGAUUGUGGGAAAGUCUUCAGACACAAAUCCACACUUGUUCAGCAUGAGAGUAUCCACACUGGAGAAAAUCCUUAUGUUUGCAGUGAUUGUGGGAAAUCCUUUGGUCACAAAUACACCCUUAUUAAACACCAGAGAAUUCACACUGAGGUGAGACCUUUUGAGUGUGUGGAAUGUGGGAAAUUCUUUAGUCGAAGCUCUGACUUUAUUGCACACCAAAGAGUUCACACAGGGGAAAGGCCUUUUGUGUGCAGCAAGUGUGGGAAGGAUUUCAUCAGAACCUCCCACCUUGUUCGGCACCAAAAAGUUCACACUGGAGAAAGGCCGUAUGAGUGCAAUGAAUGUGGGAAAGCCUAUAGCCUAAGCUCCCACCUUAUUCGGCACCAGAAAGUUCACACUGCAGGAAGGCUUUAGGGCUGCUUUCAACACAACAGGACUCAUAGGUAGAGGACUCAUAGGUAGAGGAGCACUGUGAUUACCCUUUGAGAGGGAGAUGUCAAUCAGAUGUUGAUGUUCAUAUAUCUGAACUUUGACACUAGAGAGAUACCUUAUGAAUGCCAGGUACAAGGGAAGCUUUCAAGGCCUGUGUUGCACUUUGAGACCUGCUCAGGUUCCUUGCCAGAUUUGUCAGUGUCAAUGCCUGUGGCUAAAACCAUCUCAACUCUACCAUCUAAGUUACCUUAAUAUCCUCAGGAAAAGCAGAACUUUGUUUCUCUUUCCUGUCCCUGGAGGAAAUUAUAAGAAAUCUGAGUUAAAUAUGGUCCUCAUUGCAUCCCCACUGACUGGGAAAGGUGUGGACAUGACCCAUUUUUAGCCAAGAGGGCCUGAGCUAUGUUCUGAUAGCAGAAAAGGUUUACUUUCUUCAUGGACAUUUUUGGUCUUGUAUGAUACUUGUGACAGAUUUUUCCAGCCUUCAAGUCACCGAAUCUGGAGAACUACUUGCCUCGUUACUCUAAUUUGUGCGAUAAUAAAGACAUCAUUUAAGCCUCUUUUAA
Equus caballus (horse) is the source of this 2959-nucleotide messenger RNA. NCBI's taxonomy places the organism in Eukaryota, Metazoa, Chordata, Mammalia, Perissodactyla, Equidae. The record is from RefSeq and is a predicted model, not a curated record.